GUCAGCCGGUAUUCCGCGUCACUAAUGGCAACGCCUACAUUGACUGGACCGAAGAUGUUGUUCACGGACUCGGCGUCUCCGAACAACGGCAUUGACAUAAUCCUUUCUGAAGAAUUGCAAGCAAGCGUCGGGGAAGCUCUAGAGAUCAAUUGUCAGAACGUCGGCAAUCAAUGCAUUCAGAGCGUCAACGAUGUCCUCCUCAGCCCAAAGACCGAUUUGGAGUCACGGAGUCUCAGUCCCGCAGAAGCGGGCGGCACCGCACUGGCCAUCCUCGUUGGACUCAUGAUAUCUCUGUGGAAAGAGGAACGACCUCAGCCAAUGCCAGCGGCCUGGCACGCGCCUAUAGCCGAGAUAGAUCAAGCAGAAUCUGCUUUGAGCGCCUCAACGAUCGCCGCCCUCACAAGCUCAACCCAACCUUUCGUUACCAUUACACCUAAGCCGCAUACUACUAUUAUCACAGGCCCCCAAACGCCUGCGGUUACGACUUUCACUGACUCGACCAAUGGCCAUUCACCGGGAGAUGUCGUUAUAUACCUCUCCGAAGAACUAGCUGCCCGUACAACCGAGUUGAUUCAAAGAAUCGGCCGAUGCCCAGCUGGAGACGUGUUUGACAGCAACUUGAGGCUUCGCAAGCGCCUUGAUGAUCUCGGCGGUGUGAUAUGUGGAGCGCAGGCCAUCAUCCUCAACGCUGAGAACGCUCUGGCGGAUUUGCUAGUGCUCCAACUAAAUCUUCUCCUUUUCACUGCAGAAGAUGCUGCGCGUGCAAUGGCAAUUGCCAUCCAGUUUGCUCGCGACAUGGCUCCAGCGCUGGGUGUCAAUGCGGCGAGUGCGAGUGCGCUUGGGACUGCGGCGUUCGGCUUAGCUUGGAUAGUAAAGAUGAAUAACCAGGCUUUGGGCACGGAAAACGUAAUCCCUGGGAACCAACUCAAGGGAACCAUGGCACCAACUGUUGGACCCACAACUGCUAUACGCACCACUGCCUCCACAACCGCACCUAGAACCACGAGCUCUACUUCAUCUUCAUCUUCGUCAAGCCUUGUCGGGUGUCUGGCUGACUGUACUAUGGUUGGUGCGAUCAAACGUUGUCAAACUCAAUGUCCUACACCGGCGUCAGGGGCGCCCCCGAAGGGGACCAACUACGAAGUCAAGACAACCACCAUCCGCCCAUGGCACCCCCUCCCUUAUUCUCAGCAAUUUCCAAUGAAGGACCCAGUCGCGGCAUGUGCUCCAGGGGAGGACACCGCCUUCCCUCAACGGCUUUUUGUGGAAUCCUACGCCAAGUUCUGCCUGGAAGCCGACAAGUCUUUCGAUGAAUUACGAUGGAUGGUGAAUGCAACCGGUGAGCAGGAUACUGGGCAGGCGCAUCCAUUCCUGAAAAGGGAUCCACCUCCCACUGCCGAACAAUACAGCGGAUAUAACAUCACUUUGUGGUGGAAACCCGCAAGUGAUUCAGAGUUCAUAUGUUCUAAGUCCUGCAAAGAUGCUUUCAACCAGCUGGCCUACUCGGAAUGUGGCAGAAGGGGCGACGAGCAAGACACAAUGGCUGGUACUGGUGGGAUUGACGUUGGCUGCGGCUCCUACUCGUACUCCAUCUUCAGCCCUAGUCGAGAACCGUCAAUAACAUGUCGAAACCAUCCUCUAUCUGCACCACAGUACGAUAGCGAUGCCGAUGGCGGCCCGAGCGUGGGAUCCGCCAUCAAUCAAUGGUGCGGCGACAACCACGGGAAGCGACCAGAUACAGAAAAUAUCUACUGGCGGUGGGGCAUUACGCAACUUGGCGUUCCCAAUAGAAGCUCAUUUUGGUUGCGAGCGACGGCAAAUAGCUGCGACAGACCGGAAUCGAUUGUCAAGGAUGAAUGUGUCAAAUCGCUCACGGAUGGCAUGACGCAGUGCGACCCAGAGAGCGUAGUGACACAUGGACUCACGGCUUCGAUAGGUUGUCUCGUCUAUGAUCUCGACCUUAGUGGCGUUACUCGGGGCGAGUCUCCCCCUUGGGAUGAGAAGCCCGCUUUUCCAGCGCCAGAGUUUGCGCCUGGAAAAGGUCUGGGAGGAGCGGCUAACAAGCCAUUGUGCUACGAUCCGUCGAUACAAAAGGGCCAAAAGAUCUUCGAAGACGAUCUGAAUAAGGCCAUAGAUGCAUUCUGCAUCGAAGGAAAGAAGAUUGAGGGCUUUGGCGAGGAUUGGGAGCAUAUGUUUCGGUAUCCACCCGACGAACAAGAUUCGUUCUACCAAGAAGGGCGGCCUAUGCACCUCAACUUGGGAGCCGAGAACAAACAAAACGGUGGGCCAGACCUUUAUGACAACAUGGACUGGUGCAAAGGUUAUGACUGGAAAAUGGGCAAGGACGACUGUAAAUAUGGCUUCCGAAGGCUCCUCCACGACUGCAACAAUGUGCCGGACAAAUUCAUAGGCGGUGACUAUAUUUACCGAUGUGUGAAGUAUAACAUAUUCCAUGCGAACGGCUAGAAGCUGUUGGAGAUCACGAUGGACUGAGAUGAUUGAGAUGUAGGAUUAAAGGCCCCGCGGGUUGUGACGUGAAAGAUGUG
Molecule: messenger RNA, 2546 nt
Organism: Trematosphaeria pertusa
Lineage: Eukaryota; Fungi; Ascomycota; Dothideomycetes; Pleosporales; Trematosphaeriaceae
Exons: 4
Coding region: 25-2466 (813 amino acids)
Source: RefSeq, a predicted model, not a curated record